AUUAACUUGUGCUGUAGCCCGUGACGCGUGGGGAAUGCAAUCCGCUGCGAGGGAGCUCAAGCGUCCAGGUACACCUCAGAAAAUGCGCAGCUCCUCAUACGUGCUUGUGUUGCACGAUGCCCCACAUAGCGCUGACUAAAGGUGAACUGAGAGCCGUGUUCAAUGCUUAUUCUUUUAAGAUCUUCAGCCGAUCAACACGGGGAGACCUGCUUGAUGCAAAUCUGCUCCGGACACUGCUGUGUCUGCUGAAAUGCUCGAAUUAACCGGAGUGGAUGGGAUCUGCCUAGCAUAUUGAUACGGUUUAGCUACUGCAUGCAUCCCGGCGCGGGCUUCUUGCGCCAUCAUCGACACCUCGGGUGAAACGCGAAUAGCCUACCCAUUUUAUUUCAAAGUCACCGAAAUUUCUACGAAAUAGCGUGGUUUUUGUGCAAAUACAGUUUUGAUGUUGAUAAAAAGACGCGCAUGCGUUGGUCUUGGAAUAAUUGGACAGCCUGUGACUUAAGUAGGUAGCAUUCCUUAAAUAUUCGCUCAAAGUCAUCUCUCUGAUCAAAGUUAGUGAUGUGCACGGCUUUGGACCGCGGACGCUGGGGGAUUUUUUGUCUUUUCCUCAUGGUCGCCAUGGUCUGCGGCGCUCAAAGCGCCAACGAGCAAAGCAACAUGUCAUUUGUGAAAGCGACCGUCGACAAACUGCUGAAGGGGUAUGAUAUUCGUCUGAGGCCUGAUUUUGGAGGUGCCCCUGUGGACGUUGGCAUGAGCAUAGAUAUCGCCAGUAUCGACAUGGUUUCGGAAGUCAACAUGGAUUACACCAUCACUAUGUACUUCCAGCAGUCCUGGAGGGACAAGCGCUUGUCCUACACAGGGAUUCCCCUCAACCUGACACUGGACAAUAGGGUGGCAGACUCACUCUGGGUCCCUGACACCUACUUCAUCAACGAUAAGAAGUCCUUUGUGCACGGAGUCACAGUGAAGAACAGAAUGAUCCGACUUCAUCCUGACGGAACUGUGCUCUACGGCCUCAGGAUCACCACUACUGCAGCUUGCAUGAUGGACUUGCGUAGAUACCCACUGGAUGAGCAGAACUGCACCCUGGAGAUCGAGAGCUAUGGGUACACCACUGAUGACAUCGAGUUCUACUGGAAAGGUGAUAAUUCAGUGACUGGGGUGGAGAACAUCGAACUGCCCCAAUUCUCUAUAAUAGACUACCACAUCCAAUCCACAAAAGCAGUGUUUGCUACAGGCUCCUACCCGAGGCUCUCUCUGAGUUUUAAGCUGAAGAGGAACAUUGGCUACUUCAUCCUACAGACCUACAUGCCCUCGACCCUGAUCACCAUCCUAUCCUGGGUCUCCUUCUGGAUCAACUAUGACGCGUCUGCGGCCAGAGUCGCUUUAGUGUUUUCGCCUGGAGCUCAGAGGUGUCAUGCAUGUGACGGGCACUGGUGGCAACUGUCAUUUGGCAUUUUCACAGGCAUAACCACUGUGCUGACCAUGACCACCAUCAACACCCACUUGAGAGAGACUUUACCCAAAAUCCCCUAUGUCAAGGCUAUAGACAUCUACCUGAUGGGCUGCUUCGUGUUCGUCUUCCUCGCUCUGCUGGAGUACGCCUUUGUCAACUACAUCUUCUUCGGACGGGGGCCUCACUUGCAGAAAAAGGUGGCAGAGAAAGCAGCUCAAACCAAUAACGAAAAUAAGAGCCGAUUGGAGAGUAACAAAGUGCAGGUGGACGCCCACGGCAAUAUCCUCCUGACCAAUCUGGAGAUCCGUAACGAGAUGGGCGGGAUGGGUGGCAUGGCCGGGAUGACCGGGGCUGAAAUGAUAGGGGCUCUCAACGACCCGCGGGCCACCAUGUUCUCCUACGACAGCGCCAGCAUACAGUACCGUAAGCCCAUGGCCAGCCGAGACCUGUACGGUCGACCAGCCCUCGACCGGCCAGUCGGCCACAAGAAGAGUCGUUUGAGGAGGAGGGCAUCGCAGCUCAAAGUCAAGAUCCCUGACCUGACGGACGUCAAUGCCAUAGACAAGUGGUCCCGCGUCAUCUUCCCUAUCGCCUUCACCUUCUUCAACCUGGUCUAUUGGCUGUACUACGUCCACUAGGGUGCGUGGCUAUUCCCGCUAGAGGUUUGUUUAGCUAGCUAGGUUCUUGUACAGCAAGGGUAAAAGAGAGGGGAGUUAAAUUCUGCCCAGUUUGUAUGACUUCUGUUGUUUGAGGAAUGCGAGGCGAAGCGGAUGUCUUUUCAA
Messenger RNA from Oncorhynchus masou masou (cherry salmon), 2238 nucleotides. Its product is annotated as gamma-aminobutyric acid receptor subunit beta-1-like. The coding region runs from base 559 to 2094 and encodes 511 amino acids. The record is from RefSeq and is a predicted model, not a curated record. The transcript is spliced from 10 exons. Gene Ontology annotation, cellular component: neuron projection; GABA-A receptor complex; synapse. Lineage: Eukaryota; Metazoa; Chordata; Actinopteri; Salmoniformes; Salmonidae. Gene Ontology annotation, molecular function: GABA-A receptor activity; neurotransmitter receptor activity; extracellular ligand-gated monoatomic ion channel activity. Gene Ontology annotation, biological process: chloride transmembrane transport; signal transduction; nervous system process.